GGCGGGAGCGGGGCCAUGGGGACGGCGUCGUCCCUGGUGAGCCCGGCGGGCGCGGUCGGGGAGGUGAUCGAGGACACGUACGGCGGCGGCGGCGGCGAGGCCUGCGAGAUCCCGGUGGAGGUGAAGCCCAAGGCGCGGCUGCUGCGCGGGUCCCUGCGGCGCGUCGGCGGCUCCCGGCCCGGCGGGCUCAUCGGCGCCAGCUUCAAGUCCACGGCCUCGGUGCAGGAGCUGGAGUGCGUGGCCGAGUAUGAGCGCCUGAGGAAGGAGUACGAGAUCUUCCGCGUCAGCAAGAACAACGAGGUGGCCUCCAUGGUGAAGAAGGAGGCCAAGCUGGACAGGGAGAACAAGCGGCUGCGCGCCGAGCUGCAGGCACUUCAGAAAACUUACCAGAAAAUACUUAGGGAGAAGGAAAGUGCCUUAGAAGCUAAAUACCAAGCAAUGGAGAGAGCUGCUACUUUUGAACAUGAUCGAGACAAGGUCAAAAGGCAAUUCAAGAUUUUUAGAGAAACUAAAGAAAAUGAGAUUCAGGACUUACUGAGGGCCAAACGAGAGCUAGAAGCAAAACUCCAGAGACUUCAGGCCCAAGGAAUCCAAGUGUUUGAUCCUGAAGAGUCUGAUUCUGAUGAUAAUUGUACAGAUGUUACAGCUACUGGGGCACAAUCUGAAUACUGGAAUGGAGGAGUGUUGGGAAGCGAGCCAUCCAUGGGUAGUAUGAUGCAACUUCAGCAGUCUUUCAGAGGGCCUGAAUUUGCUCAUAGCUCCAUAGAUGUGGAGGGACCAUUUGCAAAUAUAAACAGAGAUGAUUGGGAUGCUGCUGUUGCCAGUUUAUUACAGGUUACUCCUCUGUUUUCCCACUCUCUGUGGAGUAACACAGUAAGAUGUUAUAUUAUUAGUACUGAUGAGACUCAACCAGAAGUGAACAUCCUCAUUAGAAGCUACUCUCCAAAACUUCAAAGAGUCUGUGAAACAAUGGGGUACUUCUUUCAAGUUGUUCAUUUUUCAUCAGAAAAUGAAAGGCCUCUUCAGGAUGUAAGAAAAUGGGAAAUUGAAAAAAGUUCGUUAGUCAUUUUGCUCCUGCAUUUAACUUUGCCAAGUUGUUUGUUGGAGGACUGUGAAGAAGCCUUCUUGAGAAAUCCAGAAGAAAAACCCCGGUUAAUUUACCACAGAAAAGAGGAUGACAGAGUCAGUUCAGUCUCGGUGCAACAGUUAAUCAAGCAAAUUUCUUGCAUGAACAAAGCAAAGAUUAUUGACCAUGUUGGAGGUGUGGAGGAAGGAGCAUAUGAAAUCUAUAGCUGUGUGGAAAAAAUAAUUAAACAGGAUAUAUUGGGGUGUGAAAUGACAGAACUAGAAGGCAAGGAUUUGAGUAACAAGGAAGACUCCACUGCUCCUGAAGAAGAAGUUUUUGGUGAUGUAUUGUGGGAUGCACACGAUGAACAAGAACAGAUGGAAGCUUUUCAGCAGGCCUCUAAUUCAACAUGUGAACUGGGAUUUGAAAAAUAUUUUGAACGUCUAAAUGACCUAGUAGCAGCACCAGCACCAAUUCCACCGCUGCUUGUAUCAGGAGGACCAGGCUCUGGGAAAUCUCUCCUUCUGUCAAAAUGGAUUCAAUUACAACAGAAGCAUUCACCAAACACUCUAAUUCUUUAUCACUUUGUUGGGAGGCCCAUGUCUACUAGUUCAGAAUCUGCACUGAUAAUUAAACGCCUUACUUUGAAGCUUAUGCAACACUCUUGGUUAGUGUCACCUCUGACUUUUGAUCCAGCUAAACUUCUGGAAGAAUUUCCCCGUUGGCUGGAAAAACUUUCUGCACGCCAUCAUGGCAGCAUUAUUAUAAUUAUUGAUUCUAUUGACCAAAUACAGCAAGCUGAGAAGCAUAUGAAGUGGUUGAUAGAUCCACUGCCAGUGAACGUGAGAGUGAUUGUGUCAGUGAAUGUAGAAACGUGUCCACAGGCUUGGAGGUUAUGGCCCACUCUUCAUCUUGAUCCACUGAAUUUCAAAGAUGUUAAAUCUCUCAUUAGUGCAGAAUGUAGCUCUGCAAAUGUUAAAUUGACUAAAGAGCAGGAGAAGAAGCUUGAGAGACACUGUCGUUCUGCCACAACUUGCAAUGCUUUGUAUGUCACUCUCUUGGGCAAAACCAUUGCUUGCAUUGGAAAUACAGGAAAUAUUGACGAAAUCCUUCGGCAGUGUUGCCAAUGUCAAGACACAGUGUCAUUGUACAGGCUUGUUCUGAGAUCAAUUCAAGAAUCAUUGCAGAGCGAUAAAGAGAAAGGUCUUUUGAGAGAGAUACUGUGUGUCAUUGGUGUCAGCCACAACGGCAUGAGUGAGUCAGAGCUGAUGGAGCUUUAUCCUGAGCUGACUUCUGCAGUCUUAGCCUCACUCCUUCACAGCCUGCACAAAAUGUGUUUCCUGACAUAUGGCUGUGGUUUGCUGAAGUUCCAGCACCUCCAGGCUUGGGAGAUGGUGAAACUAGAGUAUAUGGAAGAAGGUGAAAAUGUUAUUUCUGCCUAUAGACAAAAACUAGUGGAAUAUUUCACCAUGCAGUUAAGUCGAGACCGAGUGACUUGGAGAAGUGCAGAUGAACUUCCCUGGCUCUUCCAACAGCAGAGUGAUAAGCAAAACCUACACAAGUGUCUUUUGAAUCUCUUUGUAUCCCAAAACCUUUACAAAAGGGGACAUUUUGCAGAAUUGCUGAGUUACUGGCAGCUGGUUGGGAAAGAUAAGAGCUCUAUGGCAGCUGAGUAUUUUGACUCUCUGAAAGAAUAUGAAAAAAACUGUGAGGGAGAGGAAAGUAUGAUCUGCCUGGCUGAUCUUUAUGAGACCCUGGGACGGUUUCUUAAGGACCUAGGUCUUCUCAGUCAGGCUGUAGCUCCACUGCAGCGAUCUCUGGAGAUUCGAGAGACUGCGCUGGAUCCAGAUCACCCCAGGGUGGCACAGUCACUUCACCAGCUAGCAGGAGUGUAUGUUCAGUGGAAGAAGUUUGGAAAUGCUGAGCAGCUCUAUAAACAGGCAUUGGAAAUCUCUGAAAAUGCAUAUGGAGCUGAACACCCUCGGGUAGCCCGUGAACUUGAUGCACUUGCAACCUUGUACCAAAAGCAGAACAAAUAUGAACAAGCUGAGCAACUGAGGAAAAAAUCCUUCAAAAUACGGCAAAGAGCAGCAAAGCAGAAAGGCAGUUUGUGUGGCUUUGCUCUCCUGCGUCAAAGAGCCCUGCAAUUGGAAGAGCUCACGCUGGGCAAGGACACACCAGAUAAUGCUCGAACUCUUAAUGAGCUUGGAGUCCUCUACUACCUGCAGAACAAUCUUGAGACAGCGGAGCUUUUCCUGAAGCGCUCCUUGGAAAUGAGAGAAAGAGUCCUGGGUUCCGACCACCCGGACUGCGCACAGUCUUUGAACAAUCUGGCAGCCCUGUACAAUGAGAAGAAGCACUAUGACAAGGCUGAGGAGCUCUAUGAGAAAGCCUUGGACAUCAGGAGGAGAGCGUUGGCUCCAGAUCAUCCUUCCUUGGCUUACACUGUGAAACACCUGGCGGUGCUGUACAAAAAGAUGGGAAAACUUGACAAGGCUGUUCCACUGUAUGAGCUAGCAGUUGAAAUUCGACAGAAGUCAUUUGGCCCAAAACACCCCAGUGUAGCAACUGCUCUGGUAAAUCUGGCUGUCCUUUAUUGUCAGAUGAAAAAACAGAUUGAAGCUUUGCCUCUUUACGAACGUGCAUUAAAGAUUUAUGAAGACAGCUUUGGCCACAUGCAUCCUCGUGUGGGGGAAACACUGAAAAACUUGGCUGUGCUAAGCUAUGAAAGGGGAGACUUUGAGAAGGCUGCUGAACUUUACAAGAGAGCUAUGGAAAUAAAAGAAGCGGAGACUUUGUUGAUAGGUGGUAAAGCAACUUCUCGACAUUCAUCGAGUGGAGACACAUUCAGCUUAAAAAGUGCAUUAUCACCAAAUAUUUUCCUGGAACAUGGACAAAGGUGAUAUAAACCUGCUUCAAGAAAAUGCAAUCUCUAUUGAUAUUUUAAAGCAGACAGAAAAUUCCCAAGACAAAUCCAUUUUUCCAAGGAUUACAUACUAUUUUGGGGCCGACACCUGUCUUCAUGAAUGACAGUGAAACAAAUGUUUCAGCUUGAAAUCCUCCAACUUUGCAGGCUGUAUGGCAUGAAGUGAGCUGCUUUCAUUGUAUAUAGGUGCACAUAUUAGUUGCUUGCUCAAGUUAUAGCUAAUACCAAGAACAUGGACUUGAUACCUCUUAGCCCAAGUGCCAGGAUUAUAACAAGUUAAGCUGAACCGCUUGUAUAAUCUCUAUGGGGUAGUUCUUAUUUCUGUGCUGUAGUAGCAUGGCUUAGAGGAUUUAUGUAUUUUUGCUUCAUCAAUCCUUUCUCCCUUUUCAGAAGCCUUUAAAGUUGUUUCUGAAGAGAUGGUAAAUUUGAAAAAUUUUUGAAAAUACUGUUCCACUGAAAGUUUUACCUGCAGGGUUAUUUCAGCUUUAAGCAAACUUGCAUUCAAGGGACUUGUGCAAAAUUAAUUGCUUUCCUUGGGAAGCUAAAAUAUCUAAAUGUAUCAUCAUCUACAGUUAAAGCUGUUGUCAGAUUCCACUCUGUUCCGUAAAAAUAAAAUAUAACCUAUUUCAGCCCUUGUUCUAGUUAGGAGGAAUUUAAUAUUUUUGUAAGGCUGUAACUUGGCAAAAGAAACAGUAUAUGAAACUGACAGCACAAGCAUACAGCCCAAAUUUGAUUUUUAAGAUGACGAUUUAGUUUGAAAAAAAAAAAUCAAAAAUAGCUCUUGAAGGUAUGAUAAUACAGCAAUAAGAGCUGGCACUUCGUUACAGCUCUCUGGAUAUUUUCCUCUUAUUCAGAAAAUGGGUUUUUAAUCAAAGCAUGAAUUUUAUCACUGUAUUCCAGCUACCUUGAAGAGUUUUGAAAAUGGGAAAUUUUCUUUGCAGGAUUGUUACCAGCUGAGGGGGCAGAAGGGAGAAUGAACAUUAAAAAAACCCAAACCAACCAAAAAACUCAACCUACUUAGUUUGUGUGUGUUUCUGUUGCCUGCUGUUCCUAGAUCUCGUAAUUCCCUUCUCUAAAGAAUUACCAGAUGUCUGCUCUGUCACCUCUGUUGUGAUUUUAACAUGUAGAAUGAUGUAUCUUGCUUACCUAAAUAGUUUUCCUUAAUGUUUCUGAUUCAAAUAAGAAGCAGCUUUCUAGAUCUUCAGUGUUACAUUAGACUUUACUACAGAAAGUAAAGCAAGAUCACAUAGGACUAAGGGUCCUAUGGCUGCAUGUCAGCUGUAGUCACUGUGUGCUCACAAGACAGCUGUCCCUCUAAUUGCACCUCAUGGACAGUAAGGAAAAGUAAUUUGUAUAUAUGGUGUAUGCCAGGUAAUAAUUCUCUGUAGGAGAAUUCCUCCUCAAAACUGAGGAUCACCAGCUUCAAGGGAGAUUUAAUUACACAGUUACAGAAUAUAAACAUCUUAGUAAUAUUCAUGCUGCACUGUAAAGACGGAAAACUUCUUUUACAAGACUGCCAAAUAAAGCUGGACUUAACCAUG
Myiozetetes cayanensis is the source of this 5533-nucleotide messenger RNA. It is a transcript of the gene NPHP3, whose product is annotated as nephrocystin 3. The record is from RefSeq and is a predicted model, not a curated record. Bases 16 to 3969 code for a protein of 1317 amino acids. Lineage: Eukaryota; Metazoa; Chordata; Aves; Passeriformes; Tyrannidae. Gene Ontology annotation, biological process: convergent extension; determination of left/right symmetry; kidney development. The transcript is spliced from 27 exons. Gene Ontology annotation, molecular function: protein binding.